AUGGCCCAAAUAUCGCCUUCAACAAGACGGCAUUCCAUUCAUCCAGCCGACAGUUCUAUUACAUCCAGUCAGCAGCAUCAAUUGUUACCACAAGAGAUCGAAACAUCUAUCACUCGAUCAAGUUCAAUGCAAAGUUUAUCGGUUGGCGAUGAAACGCCAGAUCGUUAUCAAUCACGUGAAAUUAUUGAUACAACUGGAAGUAAAUCGGGUCUAUUAGCAAAAUUAACUGAUGCUAAAAAAACAUUAUUUGGACGUAGUCAAAUACCCGAAGCCUUCUUCAAUUCUCAUGUACAAAAUAAAGCUCUUUUGUCCUAUAUCUUAUCUGAACCACAACCUCAAUUGAAUAUUAUACAAGAAUUUGAGAAAAAUGGAUCACAAUUAAAUGCAAUUACUGAAGAUGGAAAUAAUGCACUACAUCUAUUAGCACGUGCUGAUUUACAAUCGUCAGAAUGUAUUAAUAUUGUUCAAUAUUUAAUUACAAAAGGAUGUGAUCCUAGUAGACAAAAUGAUUACGGUUGGACAGCUGCACAUUAUGCACUGGCUGCAAGAAACACAGAUUUGGUGAUAUAUCUUUUAAAAAUAAUGAUCGACGUUACAGUACACUCAUCUGAAGCACAUUUUGAUUAUCCUAGUCAAACACAAUUGAUUCAUAUAGCUGCACGUAAAAAUGACAGUGUACUAAUUCGUAUACUAAUUAAAACUUAUAAAGUUCGUGUAAAUGUAUUUGAUGAAGAUGGUUGUUCUCCUUUACACAUUAGUUGUUAUGAAGAUAAUGUAGAUGCUUUAAAAGCUCUAUUAGAAAAUGAUGCUGAUUUUGUCAAGGGUACACGAUUAAAUCCAAAUGAAAAUCCUAUUAGUAUUUGUGUUAAAUAUCAACAUGAUUCAUGUCUAAAAGCAAUAUUUGAUACAAAUGUAAAUUUUAAUUGGAAACGAUAUUUUUCACAAUUACAACGAUCACCACUUCUAUGUGAUUUUCCUACAAUACAAGCCAUUGAAAUAUUAAUUGAACAUAAUUUAGAUAUUAAUGCUUGUGAUGGAAGAGGAAAUACAUUUUUACAUUAUCUAGUAAAUAAAAAAGAUAUUGAUUAUGAAAAAUAUAUUGAAAAAUUAAUACAAUCAAAAGUUGAUUUUAAUAGACAAAAUCGUUUUGGACGUACACCAUUUCUUGAAACAUUAGAACAAAAAAAUUUUAAAUUAUUAGCUAUUUUUCUACAACAUAUAGAUGUAGCAAAUUUAAAUGUACUAGAUUCACUUGGUAAUACAGCAUUACACUAUUGUAAAUUAUUAAAUGAAAAAUAUAUUUAUGAUAGUGUAUUUCAAUCAAAUGUAUUGGCAUUAAAUGCUCAAAAUAGAGAUGGAUAUACACCAUUGCAUGAUGCUGUUAUGGUUGAUAAUAUAUUAUUUGCACAAUAUUUACUUGUACAUGGUGCUGAUCCAACAAUUACAAAUAAAGAUGGGAAUAAUGCUCUUCAUUUAGCAGCAUUACAAGAUAAUGUUCGAAUGUGUAAAUUAUUAAUGAGAACAUCGAUUGAUUUAACAGCAAAAAAUAAACAGGGAAAAAUAGCAUUACAUUUAGCAUGUGCAAAUGAAAAAUCAAAUGUUGCCGCAACUCUUAUUAAUAAAAUUGAUAUAAAUAUAAAUAUUGUCGAUUAUAAACAACGAACACCAUUACAUGAAUGUGCUGAUAAUAGUAAUGGAUCAUUAGCUAAAUAUUUAAUUCGACAUGGUGCUGAUGAAAAUGCAAAAGAUUCAAGAGGAAAUACACUACUACAUUUAGCGUGUGAGAAAGGUAAUCAUGAAUUGGUUCGUACAUUACUUAAAUCUACAAAUUCUGAUUUAAAUUUGUUAAACAGUGAUUUUCAUUCACCAUUGGGUAUAUCAAUAUUGUCUAAUCAUGAUGAGGUUGCCCGUCUCUUACUCGAAGAAGAAAAUAUAUGUAUACAAUCAAGUGAUUUAAAAACAGCUAUGAAAAUGAGUAAUUAUGAAAUGGUUCAAUUAUUAAUUGAAAAAGAUCGAAAUAGUAUACGUGUGAGAUCAUCGAAUCAUGGUGAUAUGAUUGUUCAUACAUAUAUGAGAAAAAAUUUUGAUAAUUUAGCUUGUCUAGAAACAAUUCUAUCAUUUAUUAGUGAUAAUGAAUUAUUAACAUAUUUAUCUGAAGGUAGUUUAUCCUACGGUGACAAUCUAUUACAUAUAGCUGCUCGUGAAGAUACUCCAAAUGCUUUAACAUGUUUUUUAAAUUUAUCUCGUGUAAAAUUUUCAUUUUGGGCAAAUAUGAUGUUAACAAAAAAUAAUGAUAAUAAAACACCAUUGGAAUUGGCAAAUGAAUUUAAACAUUAUGCUGUUAUUAAAAUAAUUAAUACAAAAUGGAAAGAAUCUUAUGAAAAUCUCUCACAUUCUUUACGUGACGGUCAUUGUGGUGUAUCAACAACUGGUGUUACUCAAGCAAAACGUCGCUGUUUUAAUUGUAAACAAACGGGUCUAGUAGAAAUAAAUUCUGAAUUAGGUGCAUCAUUAUCAUCAUCCGCUGAUAUUAGUGUUCGUCCAUGUGAAAAGUGUAAUAUAUGUAUUUAUAAAUCAUUGGACAAUUCCAUGCAAACAUUUUUAGCACUAUUGUUUAGUGAUGAGAGUAGUUCAAUAGCGUUAGAUAUUAUGGAUUCAUUGGUUGUUAUUAACGAAGCUCAAAAAUCGGUACAUCUAUAUCUUGAUCAUAUUGAACCAUGGGAAGAAUUUGAUAAAAUAUAUUUAAAUGAUUCAUCUAGAUUAAUUAAUCAGUUAGUGUUUACAGCAAGUAGCAAAAAAAGAAAAGUUCUCCCAACUACAGCGGAUAAGUCUUCAAAAAUGCUAUCAGCUCAACGUGGAUCUUUCUCAUAUGGGCUUCCUCCAUCACGUCCAUCCAUCACAUCCAAAUUUCGUCCUGACGGUACUCAAUUUCGUACCAUAACACCAUUGGAAGCCAUUUAUUUUCAUGAACGUAUCGAUUUAGUAACACAUCCUUUGAUAAAAGGUUUAAUCAAAUGGAAAUGGGAUCGUUAUGCUGCCAAACAUUUUUAUAUUAAAAUGUCAUUGGAAUUAUUAUUUUUAACUUUAUGGACUUGUGUUUCACUCCUCGAACCAUUUCCCGUUCGUUACGUCUACCAUUUUCCAAAACAUAUCUGGCGAUGUAUAUUAUGGGCAGCAUCGCUUGGUUUUCUCAUAUGGGAAAUUACUCACGAAUUAUUUGAAAUUCACUAUGCCCGUCAAAGAUAUGGAGAUUAUCUAUUGUGGGAAACAGAACGUACAGAACAUCGUCUAAAUCAAAUAGGAAAAAGUCAAUAUGCUGAUCCAAAUUCAAGAAUAAAAACGGGUGAACCAGGAAUGAGAAAUAUCGCUGAAAAUGUUGAAUUGGAUAAUACUAUUCUUAUAACGAAUGAAAUAAAUUCAUCAUCACCAGUAACAAGAAAUCAGCGACAACGUCAUCGUACGUAUCAGACAGAAUCAAGAUCACCGUCAAAAACACUAUUUCAAACAAAGUUAGCCGAACCAAUUUUAACCGAUAGUAAUAUAUUAGCAUCUUCGACUUCCGCUGGUUUUGGUUCUCAACCAAUAGGAACAGAGGCGGGAAAUGCUCUCUUAGGCGGAUUUUCUCCAAAAAAAGGAGUGAUAAAAAAUGGAAUUACAGCAGCAACUGUCACAGUCACACAACCAGUUGUCUCUCGUUCAAUGUUAUAUUUUCAACGAUUAAAAUCUCGUUUGAAUACCCGCCUUAAAUCUUAUUAUAUCUAUUAUUCUCUCAAUAAUUUAUUCGAUUGGAUCUGCUAUAUUUUCUGUACAUUAACAACUAUUACACAUUUCAUUGAUGUAUCUAGUCAUACCGUGUUACGUGCUCGUAUUCAUAUGUACAUUGCAUCAGUAACGGUUAUUUUAAUUUGGUUUCGAUUUAUGGUCUAUUUUCGGACGAUUACAAUAUCGGCAAAAACGCUUAGAUCAAAAAUAGUUGAAAUUAAAUUGGGAGAAUUAGUUAUUAUGGUUCGCAUGAUGUUCGAUGAUAUAAUUCGUUUUUUACUCGUAUUUUUAUUUUUAUUGAUUCCUUAUGCUUUUGUAUUCUACGCAGUAUUUGGUAGUAAGCAGAUUAGGCAACAAGACUAUGAACAAUCAAAUUAUGUGUGUGAACGAGCUUUACUCGAAUGUAAUAUUAAUGAAAAUGCCAUACCAUUCGGACAAGAUCAAAGUGGAAAAGUACAAUAUUUUUUUAAUGGAACAUCAGAUUUGUGUUCAAAUGCAACCGAUAUGUGUCGUAUAGUACAACCAAAUGGUUUUGAAAAUUUUUAUUCUCUUUUAUUUAGUAUAUUUAGAAUUGCGCUUGUCGAUGACAUUCCAAUCGAUGACUUUAAUCAAAUUGAUCGAUAUUUUGCUAGUUUUGUCUGUAGUACUUAUUUGUUAUUCACCGCUAUUUUAUCCAUCAACAUUUUUAUUGGUCUGAUUAGUAAUGCAUUACAAACCGAUGCAUUUUCAACUGUUGAAGCACGUUUUCUUAUUGAACGUGUUGAGGUUAUUUUGAAUUAUGAAUGGCGUCUAUCGAAACGAAAACGUUUACAAAUUCAAGAAAUGUUACAUCGACAAUGUGCACCAUUACAAGUAAAUUGGAAAGAUAUAAAUUUUGAUGCCCACAGUCAAUCUAGAGAACAACAACAACUAAAAGCGUUUCAAAAUUUUCAACAAGUAAUUGAUAAACGAAAUCAACAAUUUGACACAUUCCGAAUACAAAUACAACAAAAACUAACGGAAAUUGAUACCUCACUAGGAAAAUUAAUUCAUGGACAGCCAGCAACACGAACAACGGACACUGUUUUACAUCAACCAUCUUCAUCUACAAAACAAGCAGUGAGUAAACGUCCAUCGAUAGCACACUCAGUCAUUUCUUCCGCUCAUUCAGAAGAGCAAUUAGCUUCGCCAACAUCAGCCGUACCGCUCAUCUAUGAAAUACCAUCAACGCCUCAUAUUCCACAACAGUCAAAUGAACUUUUACUUGAAGAAAUUCAAAAACUACGUGAAUUAGUCGAAAAAUCAUUGCAAGAAAAACGUUUGUCAACAGGUUCAUCAAUAUUAGAAGCGCCAAUAGUCGGUAUCAUGAGAAAACCCACUCAGCAGUCAAAACAAUCUCAAAGUCAGCCACCGCUACAAUCAUCAUUCGUGAUUCAAUCCUCAUCAUCUGAUUUAAAUGAAAGAGUGACCGAUUUACAGUUAGCUGUGAAUCGUUUACAUCAAGAUGUAGGCGCCAUUCGUCACGUGCUCGAGAGAAUGUCACCACUAUCAACUAGUCUUAUUUUAGGAAAAACCGCUAGUAGAAGGUAG
Didymodactylos carnosus is the source of this 5331-nucleotide messenger RNA. Lineage: Eukaryota; Metazoa; Rotifera; Eurotatoria; Philodinida; Philodinidae. The record is from the annotation of a GenBank genome assembly.